CGUUGAUAUUCAUGAUAGUUUUAGUUUUACUGCAGUGACACAUUCACCUCUUACAUUCUUUAUUUGUUCCUGUAACCAUUGCAAACUUUGAUAUAUUUCUCAUGCAAAUUGUGAACAUUACUUUAUCACAAUGAAAACAGGGACAACAGGCCUGACAUCAGGUCUUUUGUCAAAGGCCGCCACUCCAUCUCGAAUUUUAUGUUCCACCCCAGCAAGCCGACAUCGAACAUUGAAGAGGGAUAACAACAACCCGUCUCAAACACGAAAUCUUUCAACAAUAUGCGCCUCGAGAAGGAAAUGCAAAUAUUCUCAGCAGGAUCUGUCACUGAAACCAAUGCAGAGACGUGUGAGUAGCUAUUUAUUCAAAAUACUUGAAGUCGCAUCACGAAGUACUGACCCAGAAUUCUUUUAGUCUUUUCAUGCGUCAGCGAGAUAUCAAGCCACGAAGAAUCCCUAUGAUGUUCUCGGAGUAGACAAGGGCGCAUCUGCAUCAGCCAUUAAGAAAGCAUAUUAUGGUCUUGCUAAAAAGUUCCAUCCAGACACAAAUAAGGAUCCAAAUGCUAAAGAUAAAUUCGCCGAAGCACAAUCUGCCUAUGAACUGUUAACCGACCCACAGAAAAAGGCAGCUUGGGAUCAGUAUGGGUCUGCAGCAUUUGACCAAGGAGCAGGACCCGGACCUGGUGCUGAUCCAUUCGGCGGUGCGGGGGGUUUUGGAGGGUUUGGGGGUGGAUCUGGCGGGUUCCCGGGUGGAGGGUUUGGAGCCGAUUUCAAUUUCGAAGAUUUGUUUAAGGGCUUUACUGGAGGAAGAAGGGGUAGAAAAGGUGGUGCCAAUCCAUUUCACUCCGAGGAAAUACUUGUGGGAGACAGUAUUGAGGUUCAAACGAAUAUCUCCUUCAUGGAAGCAGCAAAAGGGACCAGCAAAACCAUCAACAUAUCCCCACUAUCCACUUGCAAAACAUGUCGCGGAAAUGGCAUGAAAUCUGGAACGAAGCGGUCGCCAUGUAGAUCCUGUGGAGGGAGCGGUACACGCGUGCAUUCUAUGGGUGGGUUCCAAAUGGCUUCAGCAUGCGGUGCAUGUGGUGGUCAUGGAAUGGUGAUUCCACCUGGAGGAGAAUGUGGGACAUGUUCUGGAAAUGGAGUUGUGCGUGAGCGUAAAACGAUCGACGUCGAUAUACCUGGAGGAAUUGAGGAUGGUAUGCGAUUGAGAUUGGAUAGGGAAGGUGACGCCCCGGCUACUGGUCAAGCUGCGAACCCUGACAGCCCUUCACAACCUGGUGAUCUUUAUGUACUUGUUCGAGUGGCUACAGAUCCCAAAUUCAGCCGCUCCGGAUCUGACAUCUUAUAUACCGCAACGAUCCCUCUCACAACUGCAUUGCUUGGAGGUGAGGUCAAGAUACCGACUUUGGAUGGAGAUGUCAGUGUUAAGAUCGCAACUGGUACCGGCACUGGAGAUAAGAUUACUUUAGGAGGUAAGGGUAUGAGAAAGUUGGAAGGGCGUAGAGGGGGAACUGGGGACCUGAAAGUCGUAUUCAAGGUCCACAUGCCCAAAUCUCUCAGUGCUAACCAGCGAACGAUUGUGGAAAUGCUUGCCGAUGAGAUGGGUGAUAAAACAGCCAAGCGUGUCAUGAACGUUGGCCGUGCCUCAAGUUCCUCGUAAGUUCAGUGUCAUGUUCUCAAGCUGGGCACUGACAGAGACAGAUCAAACCCAUCGAAUACCGAAGAGAAUCACAAGCAAGAAGGAUUCCUGAAAUCCGUCUGGCACAAAUUUACAGAUGGCGCUAAUUCGCCCAAGGAGGGCGACAAAGAGGACGAAUCCAAGAAGAAAUGAAGCUAAUGACGAAAAUUUUCUGUAUAAUAAAUGGCGAAAGUGUAGAAGUACCACUGUGUAGAGAGGAUAAGGUAAAUCGAUGGAGCAUGGCGCGUCCCGAAGAUACGAAUGAUGGCUGUCAAUUUACGAAUGCAUAUCUCUAGAGUGCAGUUUAGAAUAUGUUUAUGACGCAUACUUAGUACAAAAUAAAAUGAUAUCUCAACUCAUAGUCGUGA
This is a messenger RNA of Sclerotinia trifoliorum, 2043 nucleotides long. The record is from the annotation of a GenBank genome assembly. Lineage: Eukaryota; Fungi; Ascomycota; Leotiomycetes; Helotiales; Sclerotiniaceae.